Messenger RNA from Stegastes partitus (bicolor damselfish), 2381 nucleotides. RefSeq names its product zinc transporter 10. Gene Ontology annotation, biological process: intracellular zinc ion homeostasis; zinc ion transmembrane transport; detoxification of zinc ion. Gene Ontology annotation, molecular function: calcium channel inhibitor activity; zinc ion transmembrane transporter activity. The record is from RefSeq and is a predicted model, not a curated record. Gene Ontology annotation, cellular component: Golgi apparatus; endoplasmic reticulum; membrane. The transcript has 5 exons. Lineage: Eukaryota; Metazoa; Chordata; Actinopteri; Pomacentridae. Bases 35 to 1732 code for a protein of 565 amino acids.
AUCUUAUUGCAGCUCUGCCCUCUCAGUUGCAGGUAUGAGGGUGCUACACUGGUGCAUGCUGGGAGGGACCGUCCUGCUGCUGAUUUGUGAGAUCGCCAUCAGUCAGCUGUGUAAAUCCCUCAUCACGCUGGUGGAUGGUUUCCACACGCUCUUCGUCCUCAUGCACAUGACUCUUCCUCUCCAUCAGACUGCAAUCAAACCUCCGCUCUCCUCUCUGGACUCCUCUGCGUCUCCUCCACCUGCUUCCUCCUCUUUAGAAGAGUCAUCCAUCACUCCUCCACCUGGUAUCCAGACCACCAUCGAAGGAUCAGCCAUCCCAGAUCAGACCAACCAUGAGGCAGCUUCACUGGUCGACCAAAAAGUCUCUCCUGCAGCUCCAACCUGCGGUCUGAACUACUCCAGCAGCAGGAUCCAGGCCGUGGGGGUUUUCGUUUCCGCCCUCCUCCUGGCUUCUCUGUGUAUCUCCUACCUACUGGAAAUUGUCAGUUUUUCUCUGGAGCCACACCCGGUGCAGCACCCCCUGCUGCUGGUGGCGGUCGGAGCUGCCGGCCUGCUCCAUAAGAUGCUGGUGUUUGGGCUGAACUGGGAUCAGCUGCGGGACGAGAGGCCAGCAGGCGGCAGGCAGCUGGAGACUGAAUGUCACCUGCAAGUGAACCACAAAGUCUUGGCUGAAGAGGAAUCCAUAGGCCAGGAGGAAUCCAAAGACAUCAGCCAAUCAAAAGUCCAGUCUGCUGUGGACGAUUCGCUCCACAGUGGGGCAUUUCUCCUCUGUAAUCCAGGAACCUCCAGCGCCCCUGACACCGACUCCCAAACUCCACAGCAACAGCCAGAAGUCCACCUGCAUGGCUGUGAAGAAGGGAGUGGUGCUGAAGAUCCAAAGGCUUACGAGUGUGAAAGUCCUUCAACAGACGUUUCAGAGGGACUGAAACGCAACAUCUGCAGGGGACAUGUUGACAGUCAAAAUGUCCCUCAAACCUCCCCAACCUGCCAGUCAUCAUAUCUCACUGAGAGAUCUGAACCAAUCACCCAGUGGCCAGUCUGCUUCCUGUCGUUCGUCUUUGCUACUCAGGGACUUUUUACGUCCAUUCUGGCUCUGAUCAACAGCCUGGUGAUGCUGCUGAUCACGCCACAGUUCCUGCACAGCUCUGGAGCCUGUGGCCUCCUGGUCUACCUGGAUCCUGGCCUCUCUCUGCUGGCAGUGAUCACACUGAUUGCCACAACUAUGCCACAGGUGUAUCGGUACGGACUGCUGCUGCUACAGGCCUCACCUCCACAAGUUUGUGUGUCUGAUCUUGGACGGAAGAUUGCGAGUGUUCCUGGAGUGCAGGCUGUGCACGACCUUCACGUCUGGCAGCUGACUGAGUCUCUGCUGGUGGCUUCUGUCCAUGUGCACUGCUACGCUGGGCUUCCUGCACACAGGUGUGCUGAUCUGAUGUCGGGGGUCACUAAAGUGCUGCAGAGUGUAGGAGUGAGCUGCUGCACCGUUCAGCCAGAGUUUGCCUCCUGCUCUGGUUUCUGUGCAGGCAGCGACGGUGACGCCUCCCCCCUCGUCCACAGAGAGGACCCCUCCCUGCCUCCUCUCCCGGCCUGCAGCCUUGCCUGUGGAAAAGCCUGUGCUGGGAAUAUGUGCUGCUCUCUGCUGGAGGAGGAGACCCGGAGCCUGAUUGCGCCACCGUCUGGGGAACUGAAGGAAGAGCCUCAUGCUCUGGUCAUAGAAAACACCUUCGUCUGACUCAGUUUUAACCAAAGAAUCACACUUGUAGUCUGACAGCCAAGAGGUUCUGCGAUAUUGUUUUUUUCUCUGCUGAUCAUUUAUCAUUGUUUUGUAUAUCAUGACACCUACAGUGGAGUGGACCUGUCACCCUUGAGCAAUUUUAAGUAUUUAAGACGGUGUGUAGUUUAGCUGCUGUGAAGGACCACAAUUCAAACUGUCUUAUUACUUUAUUCUUUUUUACCAUGAAGCAAUAAUAUUUUUGACCAAGAUUAAACUUUUUGUGUCCAGUGAAUUCAUUAGAAAGACCUGAGAAGUGUUGGCUGUACUGUUGUUUUGUUAACUAGCACAAGGGUUACCAUUAUACCAUAAAUCUCAAGAAUUCGACCUUUGGCUGCCAGACUACAGGGCAAAGAGCGUAAAUGACAUAUAACAUCCAUGCGCUGAUGAAAGGGUGAGGAUGGGGAAAUGAACAGAUGUGAAUAAGUGUAUCUCGUCUUAAGCGUUGUUGUAACAUUAACAAGGUGCUACUCCAAACAUUUCUAUGUAAUGUCAAGCGAAAAUCUGUGAAAAUGAAGACUUUAUUUUUUAGUGUUGUUUCAUUUAUACCUGGAAGCUCUGCAUUCUCACUAAUGUUUGAAUUGAAACAAAAAUAAAUGAUGAUGCUAAA